AUGGCGAGCUGGGUCGCAUUGAAUGUCGAGCCGGAUGAUGGUAUUGAAGAUGAGGUUGACGAUACGAAGGAGCUUCAGAUUGAGGAGGCAUUGAAGCUCUAUCAUAAUGCUUUAAAGCUCCAUUCACAGGGCCCAGAGUUCUACUCCCAGGCGGCAGAAGCAUACGAAGCUCUUCUGAACUCCGAGAUCUUCAAAUACCCCGAGUCCAUCUCCGAUUUUAGGAGACCUGCGCCCCUAGAGGCGCAACAGGCGGGGGCAGUUGACGAUGCAGUAGCAGAUGUGGUCACUGAAUUCAAUGUUAACGAUUCUACCUCCAGUCUCUUCCAGACACUCUACCUUUCCUACAAAAACCAUGGAAAAUACCUGCUCGAUUCCCUGCAUGAAUCCCUACGAAAUGUCCCUCAGAAUACCGACACGGCCUCGGUCACCACACGCAACACAAAAACAACAAAGAAAGCAUUAGGAUCCUUCGCAGAUGCUCUUGAACGUGAUGAUACUGAUCUGAAUCUAUGGAGGCAGAGCGCAAGGCUCAGCAGCGCUCUCCAAAGUUAUCGCCUAAAUCGAUUCUGUCUCGAAAGCGUCCUGGCCGAUGACGAGAAUCGCCUCGAGAUGCGCUCGGAACAACUUGGCUUGGAAGAGAUAUUUUCAGAGGAGCGCUUGCGCAGUAUUCUACGUUCCCUAUUCGAUGAGCUUUCUGCGUCCCAAGUACCCGUCAAGAAGCCGAAGAAAGCCCUCGUGAAGUAUCUCAAACAGCACGCCGACCUUUAUCCUUACCUGCCUACCCUCCCUGUGGAACUACACGCGUUAGACCCUUCUAAGAAUACCCUCGCCAUCUCAACAUCCCGUCGGGAUAUAGAGUCGUCUGAUGCCACCUGGGAAUCAGUUGGCAGGGCCAUGCUCGAGACAUUGGAUGCCGAGGACGAUACUUCUAUUACGACUAUCCCUAGUCAAUCUAUACGUCUCAUCCUUCCUACUCGGAGUGCAGAGGCAAUAGAUUCUGUUGAAAUGAUGGAAGAGCCAGACAAACUUUCUGAGGAUGGCGUACAAACGAAAGUGGAGGAGGAAGAUAUCGACAUGGAAAAGGAAGAAGACCAGGAGGCAGAACCCGAUGAUACUGCUGCCCAAGCACCGAAAGCUCUGUCGGAACAGGGAGAGGAACAGUCUUCCAUCGAUCAGAGUGCAGAAAAACAACUUAUGGAAUCAUUGGAGGGUCAAUCCGUCCAGCCAGCCGAAACUGAUGUCCCGGCUGAUGAAGCCAAUCCUGAAGCCAUUGAUGAGAAUGCUGACGAAACGGAGCCAAAAUCGCCUUCAAGUACUCGAAAACGAUCGUCUGCGUCGGCUGCGAAUGAGGAUCAGCCAGAAGGAGGGAGGAUGAAGAGCAGGCGGACACGGGCUCGGGAGUCCAUUGCCGAGAACCCUGUACAGCCGGAAGAAGUCGCAUUUGAUCAGGAGAAAUAUUACGAAGACCGCCUGGAAGUCUUUAUCAAUGCCGAUGACUGGAUGUUCAAUACUCUCGACUCUCUGUUUUCCAAGGUUGGAAUGGAAGCACUAGGGAGUAUUCAAGAUCUUAGGGAGAAAGCCGCAGCAAUCGACGACUCCGAAGAUGCGCCGGAAGACCCUGAAGCUCGACUGUUCAAGGAUAUACGUGGCAUUAUCAAAGGCUGGAAUGAUGAAAAGUCUCGAUUGAUGCAGCAAAAGGAUGAUUCCUCAUCUGUCAAAGAUAUCCGCGGCACAAGCAAGUCUGGUUUAUCUGUCUUUCUUGAGCACUCAAGAACAGGCGCUCGGAAGCCGGUAAUCCAGCAAAAGCUUUAUUCUGAGGACGAGCUGUAUCGAUUCUCGGAUAUGAUAAAUGAGAAUUGCUUUCAUCCACACGAAGCUUCAUACGAGUGGCUGAGAUCCCUUCUUAUGCCUGAAUUUGGGCAGGUAUCUUCAGAAUGGCCUGUGAUGAAAUCAACGUAUGCGUCUCUACUAUGGCCACAAGAACUAAAAGACACUGUUCUUGAACUCAUAUUUCGGGAGGAUGAGUACAUUUAUACUCGUCUAAGUGAACUUGUUGCUGCCGUUGAACGGCGUGUUCUCAAGUGUGACCAAGAGUCUCCAUUUGAAUAUCAUCCGAUCGAUUUUUUCCAGGUUGAAAUGAUCCAAGCGAUCUAUGAGCUCCAACUGGAUGCGUUUGGAUCUCUUGAUAGUCAGGGGAAUGAGGCUAAUCAAGAAAAGCGUCGAAUGCAAAGCGAUCGCCUUUCUAGAUGGUGCAUUCUUUCCCGGUCAUCACUGGAAUUACUCAUUGAUUAUUGUCCCUCCGAAGAUUGCAGACAAAACAUUUCUCUUCGUCACUUAUGGACGUCGACGUUUCAUAUGAACCUUGCUGGCGAAGCUGAACGUGAGCAUGUCCUGCUGUGCCUCCAGGACCUCAAAACUAUUCUUCAGUCCCUUGGAGAUCGGACCAUGACUCUCCUAAACAAUUCCAUCAUUUCAGAACUGUCUGUUGCGAUGAUAGAUCAGGAGAUGCUCAAGCUCAAGUGCAUGGAUUUUUUCGCCAAAGUCUUCAAUACUAAAGACGAGGAUCCCGUGUCUCUGAUUGAGGCCAUUGAACCGAUCCUUGAACCUUCCUCAACAGAGCAUGCAGAGAAUUCUCCCAAAAAAAAUGAGUCAAAUGAUUCCUCAUCAACUUCAAGUGAAAUGGCUGCCUUUCUAGACCGAGGGGAUGCAACACUUCGACUCUUCCUAUGGCGAAGACUCCGGGAGGCAUACCAAUCAAUUGAUUACCCACCAAAGGUAGUUUCAUGUUAUCUUCGAAGCAUUGAGACUAUCAUGACGGAACUCGACGAUGCGAAACAUCUCGAGGAAACAACCGCGCAUCGACAGCUCAGUCUACUGGGCUGGCUCAAAUCACUUGAUGCAAUCAUGGGGAAAGCUAUACCUCUCAUCACACAACAGUUGGAAAAAGCAUAUGAGUGUGUAGAUAUGGAUCAUUUGCAAGCUUCUAUGUCCGCUGUCGCCAGGCUGUCCAGACUUCUUCAAAGCCUCAUUAUGUACGAGGACUCGGUUCGUGUGGGCCAGAUUUCUGGCCGUGAUCUUCGUGGAUCUUUGGCAAAGUCUUUAGAAAACUUCAAAGAAAGAAUGCGAGAACUAUAUGUUCGCUGCUGGAUAUUGCAGUAUACCUUAUUCGUGGAAGCUGUCGACCAAAACAAAGAUCUUUUUAACGAACCCCUGGAAGAUCGAAUUCACAUUCUUCGGUCUGUGCACAAUGCUCUAGGCGUCCGAUCCAUGUGCAGAUACUCGCAGAAGAGAUUUCUCAAACUCAUGAAGUCUGAAAUAUUUGAACUUGAAACGAAGGGCGACUAUGAGCUCGACGUCUGUCAGGUACUCCUUGACCUUCAUGGCAUCAAGUUCUCGCCGCUGGAUGGUACUACAGACCAUGGAUGCUCCCCCGAAAAAUUGGACCGCCCAACAGCGAUUAUGAUGAUCGACUUUGUGAUGAGACAAGCACAAAAAAUGAAUAUGAAAGAUCUUUCAAAAUCCGAGUUGAAGACAACAAUCGAGAAAAUGCAACAGGCGAUCGGCCCAGCGAAACUUCUUGCUCAGUCACCUCAGAUGGCUUUCAAUCGGCGUAUUUUCAAUGGCUAUAUCAAAUCUCCCAUCAAUCCUUCAGGACUUUUGCGCGCUGUUCAAGGAGUAUCAGAACUGUCAAUGAGAACUGUUCCUGGCGAAAAUGCACGGAUUGCCGCCAAGGGUUGGUAUUUCCUCCUUGGUCAUGCCACACUGACAAAGUUUCGCUCCCAAAAACGUCUUAGUCCCGGCUCUACUACGGAGCUUGACGAUGCCAUCAACUUCUUCCGACAAGACCUAGAUCAUGGAUCAGGCCGGUGGGAAACCUGGUAUCGUCUCGCCCAGGCUUAUGACACGAAGCUUGAUGAGGACAUAACAUGGGCAGCGGAUAAGAUCAACAAUAACCGCGGAGAUCUCGCAGCUACUCAGAGAUAUGCCAUUCAUUGCUAUGCAAUGGCGGUUUCAGAAGCUAUCAGGACCGCAGAACCCAGUUCUGAGACACGAGGACUUUUGUCGGAUCUCUACACCGAUUUCGGAAUCCGCUUGUACUCAUCCUCUCGCGAACCGCUGACAAUGGGCGCCUUUGGCCUGGAGGACUUCCCCCGGCACUUCAGCAGUGAAGAAAGCCAGCAAAUGUAUAAGAGCCGUCCAUUCAAAGAGAUGUCCCUUUUCUCCGUGUGGAACUUCGCAAAGAACCUUCUCAAGAGGGCCCUCGUUGAUAAACCGAAACGGUGGAUGACUCAUUACUUCCUUGGAAAAUGCCUUUGGAAGAUGUAUAACUGCGACGAUUCAAUGCGAACGACAUCAAAAAGUGUAGAAAUUCAAGACGUUCUGGAUGCGCUUCUAGAUGCUAUAGCAAGUCUCCCCCAGCGUAAAGACUCGCGCUCUGAUCCAAUCUUUGAGCCUCAUUUUAAGCUUCUAUCUGUGGUCCAUAAACUUGUUGUCAAAGGGAGCAUGACUCCUUCCGAGGCUAGCAAAACACUACAAGCCACGCCUUGGGCUCGUAAAGUGGACUCUCCUGAAGACAUUGAGGGAUGGAAGCCUUACAUCCUUGAAGUUAUCAGAAAGUUCAAGAGUGCCGACAAGUCUAAUUGGCAUCAUCGGAUGAGUGCCAAGGCUGCACAUGUCAUAUAUGACGAUGAGAACAAUGCCACUGCAGCUGCUGCUGCCAAGCACGAACUUUCCCAGAUUUUCACGAAAACGCUCACUAUCCAAGUAUGGCGGCCCGAGUACGAAAGACCUGGUAGACACUUUGUUUAUACUACGCGCUACGUAUACUUCUUUGUUUCCCUCCUCGAUCAGCUUGACGAUCGCGGAAGCUUGGACCAGUUGCUUCGCCGUGUGAGGAAGAAACAGGGUGAUUUUAUCAACCACACAAAGCUAUGGGAAGAUAUAAGCUUAACAUAUGCGAAGAUGAUUCGCCGUGCCGCGCAGAUAACCGAAGGAUACGAGGAAAGUGUCUUCAGACCUAUUGGAUGGGAAGAAUUCUCCACAAAGACAGCUCGUCUAGAAGGAUUAUCACAGCUUGCAGCCGAGAGUCAACCACUUCUUGAGCUUAUUCGAGAUUCGCUGGAGCUCAAAAAGCUGAACAAUAACCUCAUGAAAGUUACAAUGUUCGAGGAUCUUAUCGCUGAUCUUUACUCUCGACUUUACGAGGUUAACGCUCCUCGGCUCAUUGAGCAAGUCAAUGAAGAGAACAAAGAAAAGAUGAAAGUUGAUCAUCUUCUUAUGACUGGCGAAGGAACUACUGAGGCAUCUACUCCUGCUACUGAUACCCCAGCGCCUCGCGGUCGAACCAAGGGAAUUGCCCGUCGAGAUAUCCAGAAACGCGCAGACACCAUUGUCAAUCUCAAAUUAGGGCCUCGGACGGCAAACAAAUUCUGUGCUACGAUUGAAACCGAACAAUCAUCGGCUUCACGCGGUCCCAAUACCUCUACCGCACCUACAUCUGCACCUCAGGGGCCGGGUAAACAACCAUCUUCGACGGAAAAUGGAAUUCAAAGGAGCGACCAUAAUAGCGGACAUGACAGCGCUGAUGAAAGCGAACUUACUGAUCUCGAUGAGUCAAAACCCGACAGACCAUCGAUGCGCAAGUCACUUUUCCCUGGGUUGAGCAAGAACGAACAAGUGGAUGAGACGGAAACUGAGAACGAUGGUGCUGACGAAGGGGAAGGAGAGGAUGAAGAAGAAGAUAUGAACGACAAUGAAGGCGAGGAUGACGGUGAUGCUGGCGCUAUUGAAGCUGAGGCUGGUGGCGAAGAGGCUCAGGAGGGUGAUGAAGAUGAGGAGGAUGAAGAACUGCCAGAGGAAGACGAGGAACCUCUGGAUGCCGAUGAUGGUAGGUCUGGUGACGGAGAAACCACCGAAAAGGAUGUUGAAAAGGAUGAUGCUCCAAAUCAAGCACAGCCUAUUUUGAACCAGUCCGAGGAUCAUGGCUCCAAUGACCAAAUAAAAGAUGAGAAUACCGAAAAAUUGGAAGAUGCCAUGGAUAUCUCGUCUUCUCAAUAUCUCUCUUAA
Messenger RNA from Penicillium macrosclerotiorum, 6066 nucleotides. RefSeq names its product putative transcriptional corepressor of histone genes (Hir3) (gene hir3). The coding region runs from base 1 to 6066 and encodes 2021 amino acids. Gene Ontology annotation, cellular component: nucleus; HIR complex. The transcript has 4 exons. Gene Ontology annotation, biological process: chromatin organization. The record is from RefSeq and is a predicted model, not a curated record. Lineage: Eukaryota; Fungi; Ascomycota; Eurotiomycetes; Eurotiales; Aspergillaceae. Gene Ontology annotation, molecular function: nucleosome binding.